Molecule: messenger RNA, 3657 nt
Organism: Myotis daubentonii (Daubenton's bat)
Lineage: Eukaryota; Metazoa; Chordata; Mammalia; Chiroptera; Vespertilionidae
Gene: ALKBH8
Product: alkB homolog 8, tRNA methyltransferase
Biological process (GO): tRNA methylation; tRNA wobble uridine modification
Cellular component (GO): cytoplasm; nucleus
Molecular function (GO): 2-oxoglutarate-dependent dioxygenase activity; tRNA (5-carboxymethyluridine(34)-5-O)-methyltransferase activity; S-adenosylmethionine-dependent methyltransferase activity
Source: RefSeq, a predicted model, not a curated record
UUGAGUAUGAUGUUGGCUGUAGGUUUGUCAUAUAAGGCUUUUAUUAUGUUGAGGUAUGAUCCCUCUAUUCCCACUUUGCUGAGAGUUUUUAUCAAGAAAGGGUGUUGGAUUUUGUCAAAUGCUUUUUCUGCAUUGAUUGAUAUGAUUAUGCGAUUUUUGUCUCAAUUUGUUUGUGUGAUGUAUCACAUUUAUUGAUUUGCGGAUAUUGUACCAUUCUUGCAUCCCCAGAAUAAGUCCCACUUGGUCAUGGUGUAUGAUCUUUCUGAUGUAAAGCUGAAUCUGAUUUGCUAGAAUUUUGUUAAGAAUUUUAGCAUCUAUGUUCAUCAAGGAUAUUGGCCUGUAGUUCUCUUUUUUUGUGGUGUCUUUAUCUGGUUUUGGAAUUAGGGUAAUGCUGGCUUCAUAGAAAGAGCUUGGAAGUGUGCCUUCCUCUUGAAUUUUUUGUAGUAGUCUGAGGAGGAUAGAUUUUAGUUCUUUGAAUGCUUGGUAGAACUCCCUUGUAAAGCCAUCUGGACCAGGGCUUUGGUUUGCUGAAAGAUUUUUGAUCACAGCUUCAAUUUCUUCGGUAGUUAUUGGCCUAAUCAGGUUUUUUGAUUCUUCCUGAGUGAGUUUUGGGAGCUUGUAUUUUUCUAAGAAUAUGUCCAUUUUGUCUAGGUUGUCCAUUUUGUUGGAGUAGAGUUGUUCAUAGUAUUUUUUCAUAAUCCUUUGUAUUUCUGUGGGAUCGGUUGUUACUUCACCUCUUUUAUUUCUGAUUUUGUUUAUUUGGGUCCUCUCUUCCUGUGUUCUUACUUGAGUAAUCCGAGACCCUUGGGCAGGUGAUUUCAGUUCUGCUGUAUGCCAGGCACUCAAGUCUGUGCCCUCAAGUAGAUGUCAGCCUUAGGGAUGAGUGCAACAUGAAAACAGGUAAAAUUAUGCCACGGUGUGACAGCUACAGGAUAGAGAUGCACACCGAGUAUUACUGAAAACAUUAAUCAAACCCAAAAUUCUGAAGAAGAGGUCUAGGAGUAUUGCCAUGGAUAGCAACCAUCAAAGUAAUGGCAAACUCGGUAAAACUGAAAAGAAGUUCUUAAGGAAACAGAAUAAAGCCAGACACACUUUGCUAAGACAUGAAGGCAUUGAAACAGUAUCCUAUGCCACUCAGAUCCUGGUUGUUGCCAAUGGUGGUUUGGGUAACGGUGUGAGUAGGAACCAACUGCUUCCAGAGUUAGAGAAACUCGGACAGGUGGAUGCUCUCUUAAUGCCACCUAAUAAGCCCUACUCAUUUGUAACGUACAGAACUAUAGAGGAAUCCAAGAAAGCCUAUGUUUCCCUCAAUGGACAAAAAAUAGUGGAUGAUUUAGGACAGAAGAUCGUUCUGUACUUGAAUUUUGUGGAAAAAGCUCAGUGGAAAGAGUUGGGGCUUCAAGCCUUACCUCCAGGCCUCAAAGUAGUAGAAGAAAUUAUUUCUUCUGAGGAUGAGAAACUGCUUUUGGAGAGUGUUAACUGGACAGAAGAUACAGACAAUCCAAAUUUUCAAAAAUCUUUAAAACACAGAAGAGUAAAGCAUUUUGGUUAUGAAUUCCACUAUGAGAAUAACAAUGUACAUAAAGAUAAGCCAUUACCUGGAGGUCUUCCUGACAUUUGUGAUAGCAUGUUGGAGAAAUGGUUGAAAGAAGGCUUCAUUAGACACAAACCUGAUCAGUUGACUGUGAACCAGUAUGAACCUGGGCAUGGAAUUCCUGCUCAUAUUGACACACAUUCUGCUUUUGAGGAUGAGAUCAUUUCUCUCAGUUUGGGGUCAGAGAUUGUCAUGGAUUUUAAGCACCCAGAUGGUGUCACAGUGCCCGUCAUGUUGCCUCGUCGGAGUUUGCUGGUGAUGACAGGAGAAUCUAGAUACCUUUGGACCCAUGGAAUAACACCAAGAAAAUUUGAUACUGUUCAGGCAUCCAAGGGUCACAAAAGUGGAAUUAUCACUGGUGAUGUUGGAGACUUAACUUUAAGCAAGAGGGGAAUACGGACAUCGUUUACAUUUAGGAAAGUAAGGCAAACACCUUGUGACUGUAGUUACCCGUUGGUCUGUGACAGCCAAAUGAAGGAACCUCCUCCAUCAUUUCCAGAGAGUGAUAAAGAAGCCUCGCAGCUGGAGCAAAAAUAUGUCCAUCAAGUGUAUGAAGAGAUCGCUGGGCACUUCAGCAGCACGAGACAUACUCCUUGGCCACACAUUGUGGAGUUUUUGAAAGCCUUGCCAAGUGGUUCCUUAGUGGUUGAUGUUGGAUGUGGAAAUGGAAAGUACCUUGGCAUAAAUAAGGAGUUAUAUAUGGUUGGCUGUGAUCGUAGCCAAAACCUUGUGGACAUUUGUAGAGAGAGGCAGUUUCAGGCCUUUGUCUGCGAUGCAUUGGCAGUGCCAGUCCGCAGUGGGUCUUGUGAUGCCUGCAUCUCCAUUGCUGUUAUUCAUCAUUUUGCGACAGCAGAGCGCAGAAUGGCAGCUCUUCAAGAACUUGCCCGACUCUUGAGACCUGGUGGGAAGGCACUCAUUUAUGUGUGGGCGAUGGAACAAGAGUAUAAGAAGAAGAAGUCCAAGUAUCUCAGAGAAAACAGAACUAGUCAAGGAAGGCAAGAGAUCAACAGUGAUCCAUCAGCACAGGAGCAGUUUGUGGAGCCAGUGCCUGACACGGGCCAUCAAGAUUCAGCAUGUUCCGUACCCUCCAUUAAUGACUUUCAGAAAGGAAGAAGUAAUUCAAAGGAAGUUGCUAAUUGCAAGCUGCCUAUUCACACUAACAGGACUUCUUUUCAUUCUCAAGACUUACUGGUUCCCUGGCACCUUAAGGGAAAUGCAAGUAAAGACAAACCUGCUGAGCCAUUUGGUCCAGCAGGAACCCAUGACCCAGGCCCUGUGUUUCAUCGUUACUACCAUGUGUUCUGUGAGGGAGAAUUGGAAGCUGCCUGCCAGACUUUGAAUAAUGUCAGCAUUCUGCAGAGCUACUAUGACCAGGGGAACUGGUGUGUGAUUCUUCAAAAGGUCUGAUGAUCUCAAUGGACAUAUCAUAGACAGGAAAGAAACACUCAGCUUUUUUCUUAAAAAGCAGACUAAAUUAGCAAUCUUUUUUUGUUGUUGCUGUUGUUAAUCCUCAACCAAAGAUAUUUUUCCUUUGAUUUUUAGGGAGAUUGGAAGAGAGAGGGAAAGACAGAGAGAAACAGUGAUGUGAGAGAAACACAUCAAUUGGUUGCCUCCUGCACAUGCCCCAAUCAGGGCCCAGCUGGGGAGGAGCCUGCAACCAAGGUACGUGUCCUUGAACCUUUGGUCCGCAGUCCGAUGCUCUAGCCACUGAGCCUAACCAGCUAGGGCAGCAGACUUUUUAAUUAAAGAGAAAACUUGUAAAGUACUAAAGGAGUACACCUGAGAGAAGUUUGAAAGUGGAGAUUAGUUAGGAAACAUUUAGUCUACUACUAUUGCUGACCUUGUUUUACCCAUACAUGUAGGCUUCUCCUAUAGGGAGGAACAGGGAUGGUUUUUUAUAAAGUAAUUGUAGUUUGUGAAGUAUUUGGGAUUCAGGGAUAAGUGUAUAGCAUUUUGAAGAUAAACUUUUGUUAUAAAGUGUUACUAAAUGAAUUAAAUUAUGUAGAAUCAUGUAGAAGAAAUCAUAUACUUUAAUAAAGAAAAUUUCUGUUUAGUAGAAAGUU